AACAUUGAGCCGUCACUUUGUUGUCCCUGGCCCGCUUCACCCCUCCCCCUCCUUAGCCAAACCACAACCCACCAUCAUGAGCGACACCGACAGCCAAAGCCCGGCUGAUUCGCAAGUGGAAGAUAUCGCCAACCUCGUCGCAUGGCGCGCAUCUAUUAAUUCCCUCAAGGUCGAUAUUGUCGGUGACUUUGCUGGCAAGGAGCUCUUCGCAGUCCACGGCGAGUCCCUCGUCGCCCACUGCACCAGCCAGGCAAACGUCGACUAUCAAGAUGGAUUCCAGCUUCUUCACGCAGUGUAUGCGGUUGAAACAUUCCUCAGCAAGCUGAAGGAGCGCGGGUGCAACUUUCACGUCCUCUGGUUCGAUGGGCAUAAGAGCCUGACCGUUCCCCAAGGCGUGCUGCCCCAAAAUGAGCACAAGUACUAUCUGACACGUGCUGUGUUGAUCGAACAUCUUCGUUCUCAUCAGGCUGGUCCCGACGCAGCUUCAGAAGAUGGCGUUGAGGACGCCGCAUCGCAGAUGAGUUUCUGCUUCCCUGCUCUCGACAGUGAAGAAUUCCGCGCGUACACCAAACAGAAUGCGCUGCAUUUCGUCAUGUGCCUGGAUGGUGUGGCGUCCGGCCAGGAGGAAUACACGGCUCUGCUGUACCUACUGGCGCAAGCUCGGUACAACCUUGCUUUCAUGAACACCAUCGAGUUUCGAAGCUCCAAGGCCUAUGCUUCUGUCACCACCCCCUCCGGAUCCAUGGAUGACAUCGAGGCUGAAGAGCCCGAGUCAGAACCUGAGCGAGACUUUGGUUGCCUAGAAAUCUAUGAGAAGUUGGGCGAAAUCCAAGGACCGACCGAAGAACUUAGCCGCGCUGAUGUGGCAGUUGUUGUGUGUUCCGCAAUACUUUCCAACACGAAAGACCGCACUCAUUAUCCCCGAUUUGUCACUGCGCUUCUGGUACAUCUCACCCUGCUUGAGCAUACAGACAUUACCCAGAGAUCGUAUGCUAUUGGAAACAAGGCAGACGAAACGCUGGAUGGCUUCUUGAUGAAGUUCUCUGUCGUCGCUGCCCGCCUCCUUGGCCAAUGGCCUUCAAGCCAGGAAGGACGCUCUGUGGGUGCCGUUUUUGACUUGAUCGAUGGUCGCCUCUUCCUUCAAGUAUUGAGCUCUCUGGAAUCUCUUCAGCUGCCAGCUGAGAGCAGUAUCCUGGAUAUAGUCGAGACGCGUGUCAAGCUGGUCAGUAGUUUGACAGGUGUGCAACUUCCACCCAUUCCCAAGGCUAGUGGCGGUGGGAAGCACUCGGGUUCCAAGGCUCCCGCACAAACGGCAGGCCGCUCAACGGUUUUGCCUUUUAGCCACCCUGUUAUGGACAAACACCUCCAAGAGGUCAAAUUGGCGAUAGAUCCAGCGUCUGAGCCCGACAGCAACCGUUCCAAGAUCUUCCAGGAGUUGACCCAUUGGCACAAUGCCAAGAAACCCAUUGACCCCAAACGCUCCAUCAUCAAGAAGCCACUGGAUUUCCGCGCCGCCAGGAGAAACCAGUGGUUUAUGCGUGAUACUAUCGCCUAUUCGGCUAGUUUGACGAACGCCUCAGGCAAGAACAUCGAGCCUGAAAUCAUUGUCGUCGAGAGAGGUGUGCCCCAGAAGAAGGCGGCAGAGACUACGUCCAACGCUGCGCAGGCCGGCAAGAAGCAACCGAAACAAGCCCAACCUAAUAAACCAGUGAAAGGCGGCAAGCAGGCCCCCAAGGGUGGGAAGCAAGCUGCCCUCGAGACUGCCAUGGCUCGACAGGCUGAAAAGCAGGGAGUCAAGUCGCAGGCCGCCGUGACUAGUUGGGAAGGACGUUGCCGUGAAUUCCAAAAGGAGCGCUCUCCUUUGACACGUUUUCUGAAGGUCAGGAAGUAUCUGGCUAGUCUAUCCCGGCCUGACAUGGACGCAGUUGGCGGCGAAGUUUUGCUGUAUGCAUGCGAUGCACUGGGCAGUAUCCGGGGAUCGAUGAAGAACCCUGGGGACACGACAGGUUUGAGCACUCUCGCAUUGCUGUGGUCCGCCGUGCAAGAUAUGCAGCAUCUGAAGCUCACCACAGAGACCCAAGCCCAUUUGGAGAAGCUCGCUCAAGCUGUCCGUCUCCCACUCAGUCUUGGCACCGAGGUCCCCCGGCCACUCAUCCACGCCGGUCACCGACUUCCCUUCAACACCGAGAUCAGCAAGCCUGCCACUCACCCUAAGCUGCCUGUGAACCCCCUGGGAUUUCAACUGGAGCACUGCGGUCCUUACCUGGAGCGGAGCUUUAACUCGGCCGACGAUCCCCGUGUUCCUUUCCAGCCUGAUGAGUGGCAACGCAAGGUUCUCGAUUCUAUCGAUGCUGACAAUAGCUUGUUCGUUGUUGCGCCAACAUCAGCCGGAAAAACGUUCAUUUCGUUCUACGCCAUGAAGAAGGUCUUGCAGGCAAAUGACGAUGAUGUUGUGGUCUACGUCGCACCAACCAAGGCCUUGGUCAACCAAGUGGCGGCCGAAAUCCAAGCUCGAUUCACCAAGUCGUAUGGUCAUCAGGAUGGAAAAUCUGUCUGGGCCAUCCAUACGCGCGACUACCGCAUCAACAACCCCUCAGGCUGUCAGGUUCUCGUAACGGUCCCCGCCAUUCUUCAGAUCAUGCUCUUGGCCCCCUCAAAUGCGCAAAAGGCAAACUCCUGGUCCCACCGGGUCAAGCGAAUCAUCUUCGAUGAAGUCCACUGUAUCGGACAGGCAGAAGAUGGCAUCAUUUGGGAACAGCUGCUUUUGCUCUCACCUUGCCCUAUCAUUGCGCUGUCGGCUACUGUGGGCAACCCGGUAGAGUUCUACGAAUGGCUCGCAAGUACCCAGCAAAGAAAGGGGUUCAAGAUGGACAUGGUGGUACACACCGCUCGUUACUCCGAACUGCGAAAAUACUUUUACCUUCCGCCUGCGACAGCCGAGUUUAAGCCGCACGCGCCCGUUGAGGUUCUCCCCAUUCCCGGGUUGGACACCCAUAACGGCGAUGUGGAACGGUUCGCUUUCGUCAACCCCAUCGGCGGCAUUUCAAACACACAUCGUGAAACCUUGACUGAUGUGAGCCUGGAGUCCCGAGAUUGUCUUCAGCUCUGGGCAGCCAUGUGCAAGCAUGCGACAGCGUCCCAUCCAGUCAAUCCAGCCUUGGCACCCGAGAAACAGCUUCCCAGUCUGUUGAAGAAAUCGGAUGUCCUUGGCUGGGAGAAAAAGCUCAAAGACCAUCUGCACAAAUGGAUGGUCGAUCCUGAUUCACCUUUCCCACUCGUUCAGAAGGAGUUGCAGCCAAAACUUCCAAGCGAACUGGGAGACCCGAAGAACAAGAGCAUGCUGACGAGCCGUGCAAAGCCUGAAACUCGAGACCCAUCAAUCUUAUCGUUGCUGUCCGACUUGAGAACGCAAGGCGCAUUGCCGGUGCUCAUCUUCAAUUAUGAUCGAGUUGGUUGCGAGUCGGCCAUGCUCAGUGUGCUCGAGCUGCUGCAGGAAGCAGAGCAAAAAUACCGAGAUACGAGCAAGGAGUGGGCCAAGAAGAUGGUUGCGUACGAAGAUUGGAAGAAAAGCAAGACCAAGAUGAAGAAGGUCGUCGGAAAAGUGGGAAAGAGCAAGGAUCAAGAUGCAUCUGCUACGACCAAGGCCGAUCUGGCCCGAGAAGAAGCAAACCAGGAAGCCAAUCCCUGGGCCAGUUUCGACCCGGAAGCACCACUCCCAGAGUUCAGCUUCGCCAACACCACCAAGAUCUCCAAGGAGGAAUUGGAACAGAGAAUCCAUUCUCUUCGUUACUCUCACAUUCCACAACAUUUCGUAGACGCCCUGCGCAGAGGUGUUGGCGUGCAUCAUGCUGGUAUGAAUCGUCAAUACCGUCAAGUCGUCGAAAUGCUGUUCCGAAAAGGGUUUCUCACUGCAGUUGUUGCCACAGGUACGCUUGCUUUGGGUAUCAACAUGCCUUGUAAAACGGUCGCGUUCCUUGGAGAUUCCGUCUUCUUGACUUCCCUGAACUACCGACAAGCCUCUGGUCGUGCCGGUCGUCGUGGUUUCGACGUCCUCGGAAACGUGGUCUUCCACAACAUCAAGCCGAACCGAGCCAUGGAGAUCAUGUCUUCGCGUCUGCCGGAUCUCAAAGGACAGUUCCCGUCCUCUGUCACGCUCAUGCUUCGACUCUUCGGCUUGCUCCAUGGCACCAACAACUCGGAGUUCGCCAUCAAGGCAGUAGAGUCUUUGCUUACCCAAACCCGUCUUUUCCUCGGUGGCCCCUCUUCCCAAUUGACUGUCAAGCAUCAUCUGCGCUUCUCGAUCGAGUACCUGCGACGCCAGCAGCUGCUGUCCGCAGAAGGUGUUCCAUUGAACUUCGCAGGUAUGGUGGGACACUUGUACUUUACGGAGAACUCGGUCUUUGCCUUCCAUUCUCUUUUGAAGUCUGGCUACCUUCACGAGCUAUGCGCAAAGAUCAACCAACAACCCAAGGAGGUCCUUCAAAGUCUUGUCCUUGUUCUUUGCCAUCUGUUCUCUCGCAUCAGCUGUCCUAGAUACAAGGACCAGAAGUGGGUUGACACGGUUGUCCACAAGUCACCGUCUCUCGUCAUGCUCCCAGCUCUCCCGGAGAAGGCAGAGCGCAUUCUGAGGGGCCACAACCAGGAGACACUGGAGAUUUUCGAGUCUUACGUCCGUACUUACGUCGAGCAGCACCUUCUGGAGACGCCCGACAACAAGCUUCCUUUCACAAAUCACACGGUUGCACCCAAGGAACCCAUUGACCUGGACGGGACUGGCAUCACCGCCGCGCCCAAGACCACAUCGAGGUCUCCCUUCGCCGCCCUCUCUGGCCUUGGUGACGAAUUCAAGUCAGUUCAGGAUCUCUGCGAGACCGUACGUGCCGGCGUAUUCCUCGAGGAGGCGGCCGUCCCUUACAUCCCUAUCUACCCCGACGAUACCAACGGUGUGCCCUUCAAUGCAUACAUCUACGACUUCUUUAAGCAUGGCGACAUGACAGCGCUGGUACGCGAUAACGGAAUCAAGGGAGGUGAUGUCUGGUUCCUUCUUAAGGACUUCUCGUUGGUUCUGGCCACCAUCACGGCCAGUCUCGAGAACAUCCUGAGACCUGAUUCCGAUGGCGAUGACGCAGCCAUGGUCGACAUCCAAGAUGCGGGUGACAUUAUCGAGGAAGGCUCCGGCGAAGUCGACGACGAUAUCAAGGAAGAGUCCCUCCCGGGUAAGAUGAACGGAUUGAAAGUUGAGGACAAGACGGCAGCCGUAAAGCCCAAGGGUAAGAAGAAGAAGGUAGUCGACGACUGGAUGGACGCCGAGAUUUCGGAUGACGCCACGCCCGAGUCAGAUGGCGAGGAGUCUGACUGGGAAACUAACUCGGCUACUGGUGCUACUGGAAAGGUGGGAGUGGGUUCGGAGCAGAGUUUGACGAAUGUUCACAAGGCGUUCAAGCUCCUCAGGGAGGAGUAUGAUGAGAAGUUCAGGAAGGUGUGGUCUUAGAUGCUGGGCAACUUUGGUUGUUGCUGUUACCUGGUGCAGAUGAGGAAAGGUAGACGGUGUCAUUGUGGGUGGAGCAUGAGAUCCAUAAGAGGGGUAGGAAAGGGGUAGGAAAAAGGGUAGAGAGAAAAGAGGGUGCUAUUCUCAUAGACCUGUUGGGCAUAGAAAUACUGGGUUGAUAUAGAUUUGAGGGCAUGGAAACGAUAAUGCCAUUGUGUAGACUUGAGAAAAUGAACAUAGACUUGUCAAC
Molecule: messenger RNA, 5738 nt
Organism: Pseudomassariella vexata
Lineage: Eukaryota; Fungi; Ascomycota; Sordariomycetes; Amphisphaeriales; Pseudomassariaceae
Exons: 6
Coding region: 77-5491 (1804 amino acids)
Cellular component (GO): cytoplasm
Molecular function (GO): nucleic acid binding; ATP binding
Source: RefSeq, a predicted model, not a curated record